Impatiens glandulifera is the source of this 2514-nucleotide messenger RNA. Its product is annotated as dipeptidyl aminopeptidase BI. Gene Ontology annotation, biological process: proteolysis. The transcript is spliced from 11 exons. The record is from RefSeq and is a predicted model, not a curated record. Gene Ontology annotation, molecular function: serine-type endopeptidase activity. Bases 49 to 2418 code for a protein of 789 amino acids. NCBI's taxonomy places the organism in Eukaryota, Viridiplantae, Streptophyta, Magnoliopsida, Ericales, Balsaminaceae.
CCAUCACUAAAACCCUGUCUGUUCGCCAUCACCACCGGCGGUAACAAAAUGCAACUUCCGGCGACUAUCCGUUAUCUUUUCCGUCGUUACCGUUCGCCUUCAACUUCUCUCUAUUUCGUUCGAGCGGCUCACUACAAGCCUCAGAUGCCUCAACAGCCACCGGCUCCACCGAAACCGCCCAAACCGCCGAAGAAACCCACGAAUUUCACGCACAAUGAGGAAACUUGGGAGGAUCCUUACAGUUGGAUGUCAAGCCUCAACGACAAGGUAGCGAUGCGGCACAUGGACGUUUACAUGGAACAAGAGGAGAAGUAUACUGAAGCUGUCAUGUCGGAUACUGAAAAGCUCCAGUCAAAGCUUCAGACAGAAAUGGCAUCUCGAAUUGCCUCUGACCUCUCCACUCCUCCUCUCAAAUGGGGUUCAUGGUUGUAUUACAGAAGAGUUGAGGAGGGGAAACAAUACCCAGUCUUGUGUAGAAGAUUGGCUAGCUUGAAUGAAGAAUUCAUUUCUCAGAAAUCUCCUUCAGCUGGGUUUGAUUUCACCACAGGGAAGAAAAUUGAGCAAAAACUGGUUGAUUACAAUCUAGAAGCUGAAAGAUUUGGAGGUUAUGCCUAUGAAGAAUUAUCCGAAAUUUCUCCAGACCAUAGGCUUCUAGCCUAUACUUUGUACGACAAGGAUAACGAUUUCUUCAAGCUAUGUGUAAGAGAUUUGAAUUUCGGCUCCAUUUGUAACAAGCCUAAUGCCGAACGCGUUUCAAGUCUGGCAUGGGCAAAAAAUGGGGAAGCUUUGCUAUAUGUUGUCACCGAUCAAAACAAAAGGCCUUGUAGGCUAUAUUGUAGCAUGAUUGGAUCGAACUGCAAAGAUGAACUUCUCCUUGAAGAAACAUCUGACAAUGUUCACAUUGGUGUAAGACACACAAAAGAUUUCAAAUAUGUGACAGUGAACAUUUCUUCUCCUAUGUCAUCCCAGGUAUUCUUGAUUAAUGCAGCAAAUCCGUUGUCUGGAUUGACAUUAGUAUGGGAAUGUGUGGCGCCUGCUAAUUGCAUAGUGGAGCACCAUCAAGGCUAUCUUUACCUUUUCACCGAUGCUGCCAAAGAUGGUCAUCCGGUUGAUAAUCAUUACCUUCUUAGUAAAGCUGUUCAAGAAUCAUUAACAGAAUGGAAAAAUGUUUUUGUUGAUGAUGGUGAUUUGAUUAUUGAUGAUGUUGAUUUCUGUGACACGCACAUGGUACUUAUUGUUAGGGAAGAUCGAAAGUUCAGACUUUGUUCCGUUCCUCUUCCUCUGCCUAAGGAGAAGGGAUCAAUUCGUCUUAAAGAACUUAAACCGGAUUUCUUGCCACUUCCUGAACAUGUUUCUCAGAUCUCACCUGGAACAAACUAUGAUUAUUAUUCUUCAAUAAUGCGAUUUACAGUAUCAUCACCCUUGAUGCCAGAUGCUGUAGUUGAUUAUGAUUUGUCAAAUGGGAAUUGUAAAAUUAUUCAGCAGCAAAACAUGCUUCGCGAAAGAACGAAAGCUUUGUAUGGGAACCCUUCUUUAGCUAAGAGCGAUGUGAUAUCAUCGAUUACUAUUUCUUCGGAGCCUGAAGAUGAUAGUCACUCGUGGAAUGACCUCUCCGAGUUUUACGCUUGUGAAUAUUAUGAUGUCUCUUCGUCUGACGGAACUACGGUUCCUUUGACCAUUGUAUAUUCUCGGGCAAAGAGAAAAGAGGCUCAAAAUCCAGGGUUACUUCACGUGCAUGGAGCCUAUGGUGAGUUACUUGAUAAAAGGUGGCGGAGUGAAUUAAAAAGCCUUCUCGAUCGUGGAUGGGUUCUCGGUUAUGCUGAUGUCAGAGGUGGAGGUGGUGGCGGUAAAAGUUGGCAUGAAGAUGGGAGACGUACCAAAAAGAACAAUUCCAUUAACGAUUACAUUGCAUGUGCCAAGUUUUUAAUUGACGAAAAACUCGUACAAGAAAAUAAUCUUGCUGGCUGGGGAUAUAGUGCCGGAGGACUUGUGGUUGCUGCCGCCGUAAAUUCUCUCCCAAGCUUAUUUCGGGCUGUUAUUUUGAAGGUUCCCUUUUUAGAUCCAAGCACCACUCUACUGCAUCCAAUCUUACCACUCAAUCCUGCUGACUAUGAAGAGUUUGGAAAUCCUGGAAACGUUGAUGACUUUCAGGCGAUACGAAAGUAUUCCCCAUACGAUAAUGUUCAGGAAGAUGUGCUCUAUCCAGCUGUUAUGGUUAGCUCUUCAUUCACCACAAGAUUUGGGGUAUGGGAAGCAGCUAAAUGGGUAGCACGAAUACGCGAACGCACUAUUUAUGAUCCGAAUCGCCCAGUGCUUUUGAACUUAACUGUAGACAUAGUCGAAGAAAAUAGGUAUAUGCAGUGUAAGGAGGCUGCAAUGGAGACUGCUUUUCUGAUCAAGAUGAUGAUGGAUCCUUAGAAGAUGAUUUUGUGUAUGUAUAUUUGAAUAAUGAAUUAUAUAUUACCUUUUGAUUCUUUUUGGUGUUAUUAUAAUGAUAAGAUGCAUUAUUAUCAA